This is a messenger RNA of Vicia villosa (hairy vetch), 1285 nucleotides long. RefSeq names its product serine/threonine-protein kinase Aurora-3-like. The transcript is spliced from 7 exons. Gene Ontology annotation, biological process: regulation of cytokinesis; mitotic spindle organization; protein phosphorylation. Gene Ontology annotation, cellular component: spindle midzone; chromosome passenger complex; spindle microtubule. The coding region runs from base 131 to 961 and encodes 276 amino acids. The record is from RefSeq and is a predicted model, not a curated record. Gene Ontology annotation, molecular function: protein kinase activity; ATP binding. NCBI's taxonomy places the organism in Eukaryota, Viridiplantae, Streptophyta, Magnoliopsida, Fabales, Fabaceae.
UUUCAUUUCAUUUCCCGCUCUGUGCGAUUCCCCUCUUUGUUACCAAAAAAGAAAAAACUCCUUUCUCCUCUCUUCCAUCUCCGCCGAAGCUCCUCACCAUUCUCACAACACAGUUUUCAGAACUUCAAAAAUGGGUGAAAAUCCGAAACGCGAAUGGUCGAUCAAAGACUUCGAAAUCGGAAAACCGCUCGGGAAAGGCAAAUUCGGUAGAGUCUACGUCGCCAGAGAAAUCAAGAGUAAAUAUGUGAUUGCGUUGAAGGUUAUCCAUAAGGAACAACUAGAAAAGUAUAACAUUCUCCAUCAACUAAGGAGGGAAAUGGAGAUUCAGAUAAGUCUUACACAUCCAAACAUCUUGCGUCUCUAUGGUUGGUUUUAUGACGACCAGCGUGUUUACUUGAUUCUUGAAUAUGCUCAUAACGGUGAGUUAUACAAGGAGCUUCGCAAAAGAGGUCGUUUCUCUGAGAAGCAAGCUGCAACGUACAUUUUAAGCCUCACAAAGGCGUUGGCGUAUUGUCACGAGAAGCAUGUUAUUCACAGAGAUAUCAAGCCUGAAAACUUGUUGCUUGACCAUGAGGGUCGUCUUAAGAUUGCCGACUUUGGUUGGUCUGUACAAUCUAAAAACAAAAGACAAACCAUGUGUGGAACAUUGGAUUACCUAGCUCCUGAGAUGGUAGAAAACAGAGGUCAUGAUUAUGCCAUUGAUAACUGGACUCUAGGUAUCCUUUGUUAUGAGUUUCUCUAUGGUGUUACUCCAUUUGAGGCUGAGGGUCAAAAUGAAACCUUCCAGAGGAUAAGAAAUGUUGAUCUGAACUUUCCUCCUGCCCCUCUUGUUUCUAAAAAUGCCAAACAUCUUAUAAGUCGGCUCCUGAUAAAAGAUUCUUCAAAAAGGCUCUCACUUCAGAAGAUAAUGGAGCAUCCUUGGAUAAAAGAAAAUGCAACUGAUAUGAGUGUCGGCGAGUAGUAUCUAACGACUUUUUACAUGCAGUGGCCUAUCCAUAUGAUAGCUGAGUCUUGAUUUUGAAUUACAGCCCGACAUCUCUCCAUAAUUCACAAUUUACUCUGUAUGGUUUCAUUUUUUUUCUUUUGUUAACUUUGAGAAUGAAACAACAAUUGUACUAAUUUCGCCUAGUUUUAGGAGCAUUAAAGGUCCAUGUUUGAGAGAAAGUUUUUUGUAGACCAUGAUGAGAAAGUUUUCCUGCAAAUAUUAGUUAAUGCAAAUUAACAAAGCAAAGUUGAAAUUCCAUGGCAUGCAUUAAGGAGAGACUAGUAAAUUCUUGAUGUUUUU